Phalacrocorax carbo (great cormorant) is the source of this 979-nucleotide messenger RNA. The record is from RefSeq and is a predicted model, not a curated record. NCBI's taxonomy places the organism in Eukaryota, Metazoa, Chordata, Aves, Suliformes, Phalacrocoracidae.
CGGGGGUUGGGGGGAGGCGGGCUCUCUGCCCCCGAGCGGCGCCCGGUUGGGUUGCGCUCGUACGGGACGGGCAGCCGGUGUCCUGGGGAGGCCCGAGCCCUGUGCCCCCGGGCGGCACCGGGGCGCUCCGGUUGGUGACGGGUACCGGUGCUGCUUCUGCAACCCCGCUUAGAUAGGUCCAGCAGUUGGGCCAGGGCGUCUUGUUCUCCUGUGUGGUUAAACUGUUCAGGGGUGUUCUUUUCCUAAAGAAUAAAAAGACUCUGGAGUCUGGGCUUCGGGUUUGUGCUUCAGCUCUUGCCUACUGCCUCGCUAAAAGUUUCUGUGCUGAAGGAGCUCUUGAGACUUCCUUCCUCUGAGAUGUGAUGCAUGUGGGGAAGUCUUCUGUAAAGAUCACAUCCGCUAUGAUGAUCACAAGUGUAGCUCUGCCUACAAGAAGAAUGUGCAGGUUCCGGUGUGUCCGCUCUGUAACAUGCCUAUCCCGGUUCAGAGAGGGGAAAUACCAGAUAUUGUGGUUGGAGCCCACAUGGACAAGGACUGCAAAUACAAUCCAGCACAGCAAAAGCAGAGGAUAUUCACAAACAAGUGCUUAAAGCCAGGCUGCAAAAGGAAAGAGAUGAUGGAGGUACUUUGUGAACAGUGUGGUGGCAACUUCUGCAUAAAACAUCGGCAUCCUCUGGAUCAUGACUGUAAAGGGAGCAGCCAUCCCACCUCCAAGGCAGGAUACGCUGCUCUGAGAGCCUCUCAAACUGCCUUCAAGUCAACGGGAGCAAUUGGAGUGCCAUCUAAUGGGAGUCUUCAGCACAACAGUGUGUUCUUAUGUCUUUCAGAUGCAGAUAGUAGAGGCUCUUCAUCUGGAUCAAACCUCUGUCUAAUUUAAAGUUAAUCUUGUAUAUAGGUCUUUAAAAUUUUCUAUGCAUUAACUUAUUUUUGUAUCAUACAGUUUUAUGCAUUCAAUAAACUGUCACCCUUUUCAAGCCAA